AUGAAGAAGCACUUUGUCAAGGUACUGGAAAGGGCGCAGGGCAGGCAGCCGAAGCUACUUGAUCAGCAGAGGCCAAGAGAAGCGAAAGACCUCGAGACCAUCGAUCCAGCAUCUGAUGCCGUAGCAGCGUGUCGCGUGAUGGCCGUCACUGCCACCAUGAGCUGCGUCGCAGACGCAGCCCCCGGAACAGCAGAAGAGCUGCUGCCACUGGGGACGAAGGACUUGUCGACAGCGCUGGUCGCCUGCCGCCAGUUCGGGCUUCAGACUGGGCAGAAGGCCCGGAAGCGUCGGAAGACCAGUGAGAAGGCGGCUGCGUCCAAGGAGGUGCUGCAGGAGCACACGUGGUGGUGGCACGACGUGGCUUGCUCCUGCUUGGACCUGCUGUCCACCGCAUGCAAACCCUCCGAAGGCGCAGGUUCCGAAGCAAAGCCCUUCACCGACGCUGUCGAGGAGCUGCGUGAUCCGGUGGCCAACCUCCUGGAUAUCUUCGAGUUUCUUUCGCAGGACUCCAGCGCGACGACCUCGCUGCGGAGUGCCUUUCAGGCGGCUGGCGCAACCAGGUCCGAGAACUCCGCAUGA
This is a messenger RNA of Symbiodinium sp. CCMP2456, 579 nucleotides long. The record is from the annotation of a GenBank genome assembly. NCBI's taxonomy places the organism in Eukaryota, Dinophyceae, Suessiales, Symbiodiniaceae.